Molecule: messenger RNA, 2589 nt
Organism: Strongylocentrotus purpuratus (purple sea urchin)
Lineage: Eukaryota; Metazoa; Echinodermata; Echinoidea; Camarodonta; Strongylocentrotidae
Gene: timm22
Product: mitochondrial import inner membrane translocase subunit Tim22
Exons: 4
Coding region: 8-592 (194 amino acids)
Biological process (GO): protein insertion into mitochondrial inner membrane
Cellular component (GO): TIM22 mitochondrial import inner membrane insertion complex
Molecular function (GO): transmembrane protein transporter activity
Source: RefSeq, a predicted model, not a curated record
UCUCAAGAUGGCGGCGCCCAGUGGUCAAACACACGAGGAAGGAGGAGUAGGGUUAGUUGAAAAUGAAUCAGAUCCCGGAGAUUUACGGUUAUUACACGUGAUGGAAGCCUUAGUAGGGGAGAAUAAGAAGCGAUUUAGUACAGAAAUGAGGCAAUUCGGUCUUCCUCUUCCUCCCAAAUCGCCGGAAGAACAGACGAUCGAACGGGUUAUGGAGAGUUGCACGUUCAAGACAGUCAUCAGCGGUGUUCUCGGUUUUGCAUUGGGUGGUGCUAUUGGACUGUUUGCAUCGAGCGUUAACCCGGUAGAUCCUGAGCUUGCAGCCAAGCAGAAGGCCAGAGAUGUCUUAAAGGACAUGGGAAAGCAGUGCUUGUUCCACGCCAAGAACUUUGCCAUGAUCGGAGCCAUGUUUGCCUGCACAGAGUGCCUUGUGGAAUCGUAUAGAGGAAAACAUGAUGCCAAGAACAGUCCCAUAGCAGGAUGUAUAACAGGCGGUCUCAUCGGUUAUAGAGCCGGACUGAAGCCAGGCGUUGCUGGGUGUGUGGGAUUUGCAGCUUUCUCUGCGGCCAUUGACCGCUACUUCAGCUUCCACUGACACUGACACAGUGGUCAAGCGAUCACCAAGAGAAUCGGAAUGGACAUCCUGGUGGUCAGUUCCAGAAUGAUGUACAUCUUGACCGCGGUGGUUCUCUUUUGUUUGUUGUCAUUGGACAUUGGCAACUCAGUGAAGACUUGGAGCAAAUAUGCUUUCAUCGCAGAUAAAGCAUAUCAGCAAGGACCUCAGGGAAAUAUGUUCUUGAUGCAUGGAUGAACAUCAGUCAAUGCAUCAGUGAUAAACCCAUCGACCACUGCAUUGUCUAUGAGAACUUGGAGCAAAUAUACUUUCGCUGUGGGUAGAGUAAUUUGUCUGUUUAGAGCCAGAAGGGCGCUAACUCAUAUUCUUUAACACUGAGAACAUGCCCUUCUGGCUCCAAACAGAGGAUAUAAAUGAGAGCUUUGAGCAAAUAUGCCUGUGAUAGUUGAAUAUUGACCAACCAAGAUCUUCAGGUGAGCGUCAUUGGUUUGGUCGUCAAGCACCAGAUCAAUUGGAUAUUAAGCCAAUGAAUACUAUGCCUGAGAUAACUGAUGUCUCUAGAAAAUGUGUGUCCUAGCAAAAAGAAGUUGUAUUUACCAUGUAUACAUAGAUCAACUGCUAUAUAUGCCAUUAUUUUUUGCGAAUUUUGCGAUCUCUCAUUGAUUGCAAAUUUUACAACAUACAAACAACAUUUCCAGCAGGUAAUGUCUUGUGUCAAAAUCAUUAAAGCAAGCCCUGUCAUAGAAUGAUGUUAUUGAAAAUUAUAUAACUGGUAGUGGCUGUGGCUUUUUACAAAUUUAACAACUCACAAAAUAUGUCCUUGAACCCUUGAUCUGUGAAGAAAAAAACUUUACACGAAAAUAUUGGCUUAUACAGUGUAUGCAGGGCUUCUCAUUUAAUUUGUUAAAAGGGGUUCUGGAUUGUUAGAGUCUGCAUGUACAUGUAUGUGCCCUAUGUUAAAAUGUUGACCUUUUCUUUGGGGGGGGGGUCCAGGUUAAGAUUUUAGGUGCCCAUGGGUCCAGGGCGCUUUUUUAAUGUAGAGUCCUGCAUUAUGGCAGAUUUUAUGGAGGGCAUUAUUUGUCAUCCUGGUUUCAUUAUUAAGGAUGUUUAUUAUUAAUUCCUGCUAAACAUAAAAUGAGGAGGAGGGGAAGGAGCAUUAUUUGAUCAGAGAUAUUUUCUGUACGGGGUAACCAAAUUAUUUCCAUGGAAUUGAUAUUAUAAAGAAAGAUAUUUUUAUACUUUCCAUCAUUAAAUCUUAUGUCAACUCUCAUAGUUAAAGAGGAUGCACAAUCUUUGUUAUUUUUAACAAUGAUUAUCGUUCUCACUAAAUCGUUAGCGUUGUUUUUCGUGAAUGUGCUUCUUACAUAUUGGAAAAGGUUAAGUACCUAGUUAUUUAUUGAUGAAAUUUGCAAAAAGUGGCUUCCUAUGUACAUGUAUGAACUUACAUACAGGUAUGUUGAAUACUAUCAAAAUUAAAAUGGUUCAAUAUUGUAUUUUAAAAUGAUAUGUUUUAUUGUGUAAUCAUAUUUGAUAUGUCUCCGUUAGCGAUACAAGACUGAAAUUAAAACUGGAAGUUCAUUAUAUAUGCAAUACAGGUAGACUAAUGCUCAAAAAUAGAUUUCUGUGUAAUAUUCUUCUAUUUCAGUUUUAUUUCAGCAAGUAAAAUAGAUGAGAUACGUUUCACUCUACCUGAUCCAGCUUGGAUAGAGGGCGCUAUGGUAGUAAAUUAACUAUCAAGAUUAAUUUCUUCUUGUAUUGGAAAAGAUUUCAUACUGCAGAAAACUAGAUUUGACAAAGUCACAAAGAAUUUCACAAAAUCAACUCAAGGGUAAUUCCAAAAUCCUUUCUGUGUAUCCCACAAAGGUCACAUUCGGAUUAUGUAAUACGUUAUUGUACUGUUCGCACAUUCCAAUGGAUGAUGGGAAGAGCUAUUGAAAUUGCCUUGGGUUAGAUUUUCGGAAGUCUUUGCGAUCAUGUUUAAAGGGAAUGGGUAUUUUUGUCUCAGAUUCUAAACAAAA